GCGGCCAAAAAUCAAUUUUGAAUGUGACAUGACAGUCGAGGUCGAGGUUGCGGAGUUUUGUCGCAAAACAAAGCGAGUAAAUAAUUUAUCAAGUAAAUAGAACACAUAACAAUUUUUGUGUUGAACCGUGGUUGAACCAUUACAGUGGCAUGACAAUCGACUUUGUUUUAUUAUAAUGCUGUUUGUUUUUCCGUGUUAAAUCUUUCGAUGUUGCAUUUUCUAUGUUAAUCGAUGAUGUAAGAAACUGAAGGUCUCAUUAGUGCGUACUUUGUUUUAUUGUUUUGGGUGACUUGUGAGUGAGUUUUCGAGAUGGAGGGCGAGGAUGGGGGGAUGGGGAGCCCGGGAGACGAUUACGAGAGCAGUUCCCACUCUACGCCUCAGGAACACAAGUCGUUUGCUGAAUUCGCGAAAGAUAAAUUGGACAGUGCUAGCAGGGAGCUCCGCCGCCGCCUCCCAAUGGCGGGGCAACUGGGGGCCCAUCUGAUGCAUCCCCGGCGCCUGCUGCUGCACUCUACCCCUACUCAGCACACUGAUGUGGUACUCAUAUUCCCUAAAGGUCUACCAGACAGCAUGCUUCUAUGGCUGCUGCAGAAACUACGCGGCAGCAGACCUCGCCUGCGUGUGUGUGUUCGCCAGCACGCAUCUUCAGGCUGCUCGGCCUUCUACAUCACCGCGGACGAUGACGUGCUGUUACAAACGGCGGAAGAGGUGCACCUACCGAAGCUGCUGAAGCCAGAAUUCGGAGGUGGCUACAAGGAGUUUACUGUCCGGGACAUGCAUUGUUUUCAAAAGGGAUCGUCAGCGGCGGAACUCCUCAACUCACAAGAGCGAGGGGCUCUAGUGAAGCACGUUUUGGAAUCAGCGCGCGCAGAGCCGGGCGAUGAACACGCACUGGAACCCGCGUUGACGCUGCGCCCUGGACAGAGUAUUGUGCCGGCGUGCGUAUCCCGAGGCGUAGUGCAGGGCAUGUUUCCGCUACACGAGCGAGGAGCCCUUGAGAACCUGAGACGCAAAUGGGUGAAAACGCUCUUCGCGCCGCAGCCUUUAGAUGAAAUAAGCGAAUACUUUGGAGUGAAGAUAGCGAUGUACUUCGCUUGGCUGGGGCACUAUACGCGCUCGCUGACUGUGCCUGCCGUCGUUGGGUUUGUGUUCUGGAUUUGGUUGGGUACUGCCAAUGAGAAUUGGAAGGAUAUCGCCCACGUUUUAUUCUCUUUGUUUAACGUAUUGUGGGCCUGUGUUUAUUUGGAGACAUGGAAGAGGUAUUCUAAUGCGCUGGCAUAUAAAUGGGGAACAUUGGAUCAGAGAUCUGAACUUUUAGUGGAGCCGAGGCCUUUAUUUCAGGGAGAAAUGAGCGCAAGUCCAGUAACAGGGCGGCCCGAGCCCGAAUACCCGGCAUGGAAACGCAGAUUAUGGCGGCACGGGGUGUCCUUCCCGGUCACUCUGCUGUGUCUAGUCGUCGCUACUGUCAUCACCUUCACACUGUUGCACAUGCAGGAUUGGUGGGAAAACAAAAUAGGUUAUUUUAAUUUUAUGCCACGGGCAUUCUUGGCCAUCAUAAUAUUUUUGGAGGAGGAGGCAUACGCCCGGAUAGCAAGGUGGCUGAACGACAAAGAAAACUAUCGUCUCGAGACAAAGUAUGAGAACCAUCUGAUUGUGAAAAUAGCAUUGUUUCAAUUUGUGAACUCGUUCAUGAGUUUGUUCUACAUUGCGUUUUAUCUUCAGGAUAUGGAUAAAUUAAAAGAGCAACUCGCCGUUUUGCUUAUAACGAGACAAAUCAUAGGCAACCUGAAAGAGUCGGCCCUGCCUUAUUUGAUUGAGAACUUGAGGUUGGCCAAAAUCUGCGUCGACGUGUUUGGAGCGCUCAGUCCUACGAAAACCCCAACAGCGGCACAAAUAACAGAGUUGUUCGACAGUAAAAAGACUGACACGCCAACCCCGUGUCAAAUCGGGAACGGAGAAGAGAGACGCGACUCUGAGACGAGCGUAGGUCAGAAAAUUAUACAUCAAGCGGAACUUGAAUCACAGCUGUUCAAGUACGAAGGCACGUUCGCGGAAUACCUCGAAAUGCUCACACAGCUGGGGCAUGUCGUUCUAUUUUCCUCUGCAUUCCCACUGGCAGCGUUAUGCGCGCAACUCAACAACGCGGCAGAAAUCCGCGCCGACGCGUUUAAGCUGUGCCACGUGGCGCAGCGGCCGUUCGGCGAGCGAGUGAGCAGCAUUGGCAGCUGGCAGAGCGCGAUGGAAGCUAUGGUGGCUGUGGCCGUACUAGUGAACUGCGCUCUGAUUGGCUUGUCGGGACCCGUACACAGGCUGCUACCGGACGCUACCCCGGCUCAGACUAUACUGGUCAUCGUAGCGCUUGAGCAUCUGAUCCUCAUGAUAGUGCUCGCCCUCCGACUCGCUAUCCCGGAAAUCCCCGGCUGGCUCGCCACCGAGAUGGCCAAAGUGGAGUUCCAGCGACGAGAGGCCAUCAAGAACGCCCACGCACCACUUAUGUCGGAAUAUCCAUCCGUGGACGACAUGCGCCCCUCCUCCCGCAACACCCCGCGUACCAUCACCCCCACGACGCCCAAACAGCAGGACAAGCCGCCGGAGAAAAAGAAGAUCAACAUCGGCAAGAUACCAGAGAUCCCGCCCUUCAGGCCAAAGGCGGCGUCGAUCGCCGAGCCGCCCGUGAUCACGGGGUCGUUGCAGCUGCUCCAAGAUGUCAGUCCUACCAAGCCGCUGCGUCGAAAGGAGGCAGCACCGGGCGCUCCAUUAUCGCUGCUGGGAGUCCGGGGGCUCCGCGAUGAGCCUCUGCAUCGUUCAGCGCACUGCAUUCCUCAUCCUACACAGCACCGCCCGUUGGUCAACCCUACGCUACAGGAGCUGAGCGGCAGCGUAAGCGCAGGCGGGUCAGAGCCGGACCUGAACGCGGUGCCUUCGGCCGCGCCAUCUAUCGAUGCUAGCGCCACGUCGAGCGAGGAUGACAAACCUAAGGACAAAGGUCGAUCGCGAGCCAAGGCGUUGCUAGUGAAGCGAGUACGCUCCGUAGCAGUAUUCUCAUUGGGUCUGCGCAAGGCGCGCGAAGCAGCGGCUGAAAAACAUGCACCUGCGAGCAAUGUACCCGCGGUCACCCCCGACAAGUAUGGCAUGGGUGGCCCGGCCCCGAUACUCGGCGGCGAGCUGUCCCUCAUACCAAUCGAACAGCUCAUUCAAGUCGACGACGUCCGGCGUCCCACGUAGACAUUACACUAACAACUUUACCGACC
Molecule: messenger RNA, 3251 nt
Organism: Cydia splendana
Lineage: Eukaryota; Metazoa; Arthropoda; Insecta; Lepidoptera; Tortricidae
Gene: wwk
Product: anoctamin-8-like
Exons: 24
Coding region: 310-3225 (971 amino acids)
Source: RefSeq, a predicted model, not a curated record